Molecule: messenger RNA, 590 nt
Organism: Athalia rosae (coleseed sawfly)
Lineage: Eukaryota; Metazoa; Arthropoda; Insecta; Hymenoptera; Athaliidae
Gene: ND-MLRQ
Product: cytochrome c oxidase subunit NDUFA4
Exons: 3
Coding region: 147-398 (83 amino acids)
Source: RefSeq, a predicted model, not a curated record
CUUCGCUAAGACUGCGCAAAUUGCGGCGGAGAGUGUCCUCUGAUUCUGUGUGAUUCUGGUGGUGUGUCUAGUCCUCUCCGAGUGCUCCUUGAUAUUGCGUCCAGGAGGAAAUUUUCAAAUCGACGGAGUGAAAUCAAUAUCUAAUCAUGGUGAUGCCAGGAAUGACGCUUGCCAGUCUCAAAAAGCACCCGGCUCUGAUCCCAUUAUACGCUUGCUUGGGAUUUGGAAUUACUAUGGCAACAUUCUACUCGAUACGUUUAGCUGUCCGCAGCCCCGAGGUAUCUUGGUCAAAGACUGCUAAUCCAGAACCAUGGAAUGAGUAUGCAAACAAGAGACACAAGUUCUAUUCGCCCUUACCACAAGAUCGCCCGAUUGAGUGCCCUGCACCCAAAUAUUAAGCAGUGAACUGUCAUGUAGUAUGCUGUUAGCUUGAAGAACGUCUAAAUGAGGUUUAUGUAAAUGCACAUGAUAUGUAUAACAACCCUGUUAUUCAAGAUUCUCCGUUUUUUCUGUAAAGUACGGAAGUUAUGAGUAAAAUAUCAGUUCUAGAAAUUUAUUAAAAUGUUGAAAAUAAACCGUACGAACUUGAA